Molecule: messenger RNA, 1075 nt
Organism: Galdieria sulphuraria
Lineage: Eukaryota; Rhodophyta; Bangiophyceae; Galdieriales; Galdieriaceae
Product: eukaryotic translation elongation factor 1 alpha (eEF-1a)
Exons: 1
Coding region: 9-974 (321 amino acids)
Biological process (GO): translation
Molecular function (GO): GTPase activity; GTP binding
Source: RefSeq, a predicted model, not a curated record
CAUGAGAAAUGCCCAAGAAACUACAGCAACGAAACUUUAUACAAGCUGAACUGGAAGAGUGGUAUGAAGACGAAGAAGACUUUGAAGAAGAUAGAGAAAGAACAAGUCAGAGAAAAGGAAACGAAAGAGCAACCAUUGAAACACUUUCAGAGCAAUCUACAAUCAGAGAAAGUGCAGUGGAGGAGGUACGCAAGGUAUUGAGUGACUCCUUUUCCUUGGAUACAAUACGAAGAGCUUUAGAUAGAGUACAGUGUAAUCCUAAUCUUGCAGUCGGAUUGUUAUUGGAUGAAGCUGCUGAUAGCUUUCAAUCUUCUCUACCAGAACAAGUCGGACAAGGAGACCCGGCAGACCCAGAGAACACUACAGUCGAUGAAAGCCUUGCAAAGUCGAGACAGAAUAAGAGCAAAGAUAUCGUUUGUUCUCAACAAAAAACAACGAGUAAAAUAAGGGAAAGCCAUUGUGCAGUUGAGCCGGAGAAGGAAUCGACAUUUCAUCCUUUUCAUCAUGGACAAGUUGAACCAGCACAAACUGAGUCAAGUCUUGAAGUUGGAUAUUGUACCAAUCCUGUUAUUUUAGUCCUUGGCCAUGUAGAUGUAGGAAAGAGCACAUUUCUGGGUCAUAUUCUACACUUGACUGGUAAUAUUGAUGAGCGCAUGUUACGUAAACUAAAAAAGGAAAGUUCCGAUUCUGGUCGGUCUGAUCUUUCUUAUGCUUGGGUUUUGGAUGACCAAGAAGCAGAACGUGAGCGUGGAGUGACUAUGGAUAUAAGUAUUCGACAAGUUCAUUUUAAGCGAUUGUAUACUUUUUUGGAUACGCCUGGACAUUAUGACUUUCUAUCAGCAGUUAUUGCAGCAGCAUCUCAGGCCCAAGUUGCCAUUCUCUUAGUGGAUGCUUCUCCUGGACAGUUUGAGACUUGCUUCAUGAAAAUGGACCCACUUUGGAACACGCUAUUAUUGUUCGAAGUAUGGGAGUGAAUAAGGUGAUAGUAGCCAUCAACAAAAUGGAUCAAGUAAAUUACGCAGAGGAAAGGUUUACAGAAAUACGUAACCAAGUCAUUAAAGUAUUAACCUCCCAG